GAACGAGCGAUUGACGUAUCUACUUAUCUCUUUCCGCAUGCUACUGAACGAAAAAGACUUUAGUGUCUUUAGUGAUAGAAUCUUUUAGAAAUUCGCAACUUGAUCACGGGUAGUGAUCGAAUCAUUACAACUCGAUCAAUCACGAUCGACUCAGCUCUAGUCAGAUUUGUCAAUCAGUGUUUAAUUAUUGUUAUUGUUAUUUUGUACUUUGUUGAAUUAUAUGCUCUGGUGGAACCUAGAUAUUACAAUGCAGAAUAAUAAUAUGAUGACUGAAUUUUCUGCAUUUACUAUUGAGAAAGAAAUAAAAAAUGUGUGCAGAAUAUGCCUUCAGGCAUGCCAAUGUGGAAUUGAUCUUUCUUCCGACAAUGAAGACUCCAAGAAUGCUUUAGAGAGAAUUUAUUUGUGUUUUCAGAUAAUUCUUAGUUUCGAUAAAUAUUUACCAUCAAAGAUUUGUGAGAGCUGCAUUUUGGAAUUGAACAUUGCGAACAGUUUCAGGUUAAAAUAUAUAACAUUUGAAGAGAAAUUUGAAAUUUAUCUAAAACAAUUUACCAAUGUUAGUAAUAAGCAACAAAUCAACUUUCCUGAUUCAUCUCAGCAAAACAAAACGAAGGUCGAAAGUAGUGUACUAAAUGAAGCAAUCGAUCUUGAACCCCCUGACUUAAACUAUGAGACAGAAUCUCUAUGUGCCACCAAUGACAAGUAUGUUUUCGAAAAUCUACAAAACUCUUCUACCUAUAAGUGUGAAAUAUGUGAGAAAGUCCUAAAAUCAAAAACAUCUUUGCUGAAACACAAUAUUUCAAUGCAUCAAAAUAGAAAACAUAUUGGAAAGGUGACAGGCUUUGGAUCUGCUAGGCGAUAUAACUGCACAUGUUGCUCUUACUCCACUCCUCAUAGUCAGACACUUGUCAAUCAUAUGCGAAUACAUGAUGGAGAGAGGCCUUAUAGAUGUGAAUGUGGGAAAACCUUUACUCAAUCAUCAAGUCUUGCGGCUCAUCAAAAAACUCACAGUAACACCACCUAUUUUACUUGUUCUAUUUGUGGUAAACAAUUUAAACAUGCUUUCACUUUGAAAAAUCAUUUGCGUGUACAUGAAAAUGGUAAUUUGAUAUGUAAUAUUUGCCAAAAAAGUUUAAAAUCCAAACAGUCACUUAAGGAUCACAUGCAUCGGCAUUACAACAUUCGCAAUUACAACUGUGAAGAUUGUGGAGAUACCUUUGUUACAUCUUCAGAAUUACUAAACCAUAGGAAGAAACAUAGUACAGAAAAAACAGUGGAAUGUCAUCUAUGUGGGUACAAAACUCAUACAAAGAAAAACUUAGUAAUUCAUUUAAAAAGACAUACAGGUGAUAAAAUGUUCAAAUGUCAUGUCUGUGAAGUGACAUUUUACACGGGAGGUGAUUUACGGCGGCAUAGAAGAGUGCACACACGCGAAAAGCCAUACUCUUGUCCAACAUGUGCUCAACGCUUCACACAUAGUUCCAGCCUAAACAAGCACAUGCACACAGUUCAUGGAGUUGAGUAUAAGUGGGGAGAUUUCAAAUGGAAAGAAAUAAGAAAACUUAAAAACACCAAAAAGUGAAUUUCUCACAUGUAAUAAUAUGAUAGAUUCAAAACUAAAUGAAUAAUACUUAAGUAAAUAAAACAAUAUUAUUCA
This is a messenger RNA of Plodia interpunctella (Indianmeal moth), 1654 nucleotides long. Its product is annotated as zinc finger protein 660-like. Gene Ontology annotation, molecular function: DNA-binding transcription factor activity, RNA polymerase II-specific; RNA polymerase II cis-regulatory region sequence-specific DNA binding; zinc ion binding. The transcript is spliced from 2 exons. Bases 221 to 1579 code for a protein of 452 amino acids. The record is from RefSeq and is a predicted model, not a curated record. Gene Ontology annotation, cellular component: nucleus. Gene Ontology annotation, biological process: regulation of transcription by RNA polymerase II. Lineage: Eukaryota; Metazoa; Arthropoda; Insecta; Lepidoptera; Pyralidae.